AUGAAAGAAAAUGACAAUGAUCAAAAACUUCCAGCUAAAGCAACUGAUGACGAUAUUCAUAAAGUAUUAGAUGAUGAAAAAAGUGAAAAUAAUAAUGAAGAUGAAUCAAAUUCAUUGGUUUAUUUAAAAUCAUCUUCAAUUAUAUCAAUUUUAAUUAUUGUUAUUAUUUUACUUAUUUGUAUAUUAACAAUAAGUUUACUUAUUAAAACUAUUUUAUAUUCACGUGGUAUAACACAUCGAUUAUCAAUUUAUUUUGGUUUUACAUCAAAUCAAUCUUUUGAUGAAUCUAUAUUAACAUUUUGGACACCAAAAAGUAUCGACAAUGAACAAACAAUCGAAACAACUAUUGUUACUACUAGUUCUUCGUCGUUAUCUUCUUCUUCUGCCGUUCUAUUAAAUAAUUCUGAAAAAAAAAAACAAAUUAUUUUUCGAAAUAUUAUUCUUCCAUCACUUUUUCUUGUAUCAAUUCCUUGUGGUAUAUUAGCUUUUUAUAUACGUCGUCAUCUUAAUCAUUAUCCAGCAUGGGGUUCUCGACCAAAAAGAAAUACUAAACAAUAUAUUAAUAAAUAA
Rotaria sp. Silwood1 is the source of this 570-nucleotide messenger RNA. The record is from the annotation of a GenBank genome assembly. Lineage: Eukaryota; Metazoa; Rotifera; Eurotatoria; Philodinida; Philodinidae.